This is a messenger RNA of Glycine soja, 1897 nucleotides long. RefSeq names its product LEC14B homolog. The coding region runs from base 234 to 1661 and encodes 475 amino acids. Gene Ontology annotation, cellular component: Cul4-RING E3 ubiquitin ligase complex. NCBI's taxonomy places the organism in Eukaryota, Viridiplantae, Streptophyta, Magnoliopsida, Fabales, Fabaceae. The transcript is spliced from 10 exons. Gene Ontology annotation, molecular function: protein binding. Gene Ontology annotation, biological process: proteasome-mediated ubiquitin-dependent protein catabolic process. The record is from RefSeq and is a predicted model, not a curated record.
AGUUUGUAAUGUAACACCUUGUAUGUGUUGUGUUGUUUACGUAUGCAAAUUGAGAAGAAAUCAAGCAAAGCCAAGGAAAUGAAGGGGCUUUGACAUUUCCAAUUUUCUAAUAUUUAAUAUUCGCUCAUUCCAAUUUUCAUCACAAACACACACUGCUACACCAAAAACCGAAGCAAAACAAGUGAAUCAAGACUCUACUUCGUGUUCCAAUCAGAGGAUAUAGAUAGAGAAUUAUGAGUCGAUUGAACAAAAAUAAAAGUAUUUGUAGUGAUGGUAGUGCCAGUAAUGAAUCUUCUUCAAGUGGAAUAACUGGAGAAAGGGAUGAUCAUCUUGAUCAUGAAAUUGCACAGCUCACAAAACUUAGGUCAAGUCCUCAUGAGCUUUUGGGUUGUGUUGUUCCUGGUAGGAUGAGGUUACCUGUAUCUACUGUGAGAAUGUUGGUUGGUAGAGAAGGUAAUUAUUCUGGAAGAGGGAGAUUUUCAUCAGCAGAUGGAUGUCAUGUGUUAAGCCGCUAUUUGCCUACCAAAGGUCCUUGGAUUGUGGGUCGGAUGAAAAGCCGUGCGUAUGUUUCACAGUUUUCGGCUGAUGGUUCUCUUUUAAUUGCUGGAUUCCAGGGAAGCCACAUCAGGAUCUAUGAUGUUGACCGGGGCUGGAAAGUUAAAAAGGACAUCUCUGCUAGAAUGUUACGAUGGACAGUAACUGAUACAUCUCUCUCGCCAGAUCAACUCUAUCUUGUUUAUGCCAGUAUGUCACCAAUUAUCCAUAUUGUUACUGUGGGAUCUGGCACAAUAGAAUCAAUAGCAAAUGUUACAGAAAUUCACUAUGGAUUAAAUUUCUCUUCUGAUAAUGGUGAUGAUGAAUUUGGAAUUUUCUCUGUCAAAUUUUCAACGGAUGGGCGGGAGCUUGUGGCUGGAACUAGUGAUUGCUCGAUAUGUGUAUAUGAUCUUGGAGCAGAUAAGCUGAGCCUUAGAAUACCUGCUCACCAGUCUGAUGUUAACACUGUCUGCUUUGCUGAUGAAUCUGGCCAUCUAAUAUAUUCCGGUAGUGAUGAUAGUUUUAUCAAGGUGUGGGAUAGGCGUUGUUUUGUCGCCAAAGGACAACCAGCUGGUAUCUUAAUGGGACAUUUAGAAGGCAUUACAUUCAUUGAUAGCCGUGGGGAUGGUCGAUAUUUAAUUUCUAAUGGAAAAGAUCAAACUACCAAAUUAUGGGAUAUAAGGAAGAUGUCUUCUAAUGCAAUAAAUCUUGGCCUUGGAGAUGAUGAGUGGGACUAUCGAUGGAUGGACUACCCUGAAUAUGCAAGAAAUUUAAAGCAUCCUCAUGAUCAGUCAUUAGCAACAUAUAAAGGUCACUCAGUGUUGCGUACUUUAGUGCGCUGUUAUUUCUCUCCUUCGUAUAGCACUGGUCAAAAGUACAUUUACACAGGGUCUAGUGAUUCAUCUGUUUACAUAUAUGACCUGGUAAGUGGUGCACAAGUUGCAAAACUUGAUCAUCAUGAGGCACCUGUAAGGGAUUGUAGUUGGCACCCCUAUUAUCCAAUGAUGAUCUCUUCGGCUUGGGAUGGUGAUGUUGUCAGGUGGGAAUUUCCUGGGAGUGAUGAAGCCCCUGCUUCUCCAAAUAAAAGAGAAGGUCGAAUUCGUAGGAGAAAUUUGCUUUAUCUAUAGUUCAUGCUCUUUGUACAUAUGUGUCUGGAUCCAUACUAUAUUUUGCUAGCUACAUGGGAUUUCUCGUGUCUUUCUUUUUACUUCUUCUAUUUUCCUAGUUAUAGAAAGGGUCCCCUAAAAAAAAUCUGCUACAUUGAUCUAUACCUUGUUCUUUACGUUUCUAUGGAUGAACAUAAAGCCUCGGUUAGUGUACAGUGUUGUCCCCUAUUAAACGAGCACAAUUCCUUGCUGCCCUA